Molecule: messenger RNA, 4872 nt
Organism: Physella acuta
Lineage: Eukaryota; Metazoa; Mollusca; Gastropoda; Physidae
Product: retinal-specific phospholipid-transporting ATPase ABCA4
Biological process (GO): transmembrane transport; lipid transport
Cellular component (GO): intracellular membrane-bounded organelle; membrane
Molecular function (GO): ABC-type transporter activity; ATP binding; ATP hydrolysis activity
Source: RefSeq, a predicted model, not a curated record
GAGUCAGUUCUGAAGCGUCAGAUGGGAGCAUUACUCUAUAAGACAUGGCAUCAACAUAGACGCUCAUACAUAAUGAUUCUAGUGGAAAUAGUUUUUCCAUAUCUGAUGUCUUUUCUGUUGGCCUACACGUUCUAUGAGCAAUCAGCAACGUUUGGAUUUGAUACGUUGUAUUUAAAUAAAGAAGUAUUGGACAAGAGUCGAAGCUGGCAUCCCUUGAGCUAUUUUCCCAAGGAAACGGCUUACUCCGACAUGAUGCGUAUCGGAAGAGAACCCCUUACACAUCCCGAGCAUCUAGCAUUCAAUUCGCUCAAAGAGGCCGAGGAGUUCAUGGAACAAGUUUCUAUGUAUCGUCACAUAGUCCAGUUUGAGCGCUCCACAAAUGAAUCUAUAUUAACCUACACAGUUUUGUUAGACAAUGCAAAGACACCAACAGAUGUGUUUCUUGAUUGUUUUAAAGAAUCUGUUGAUUAUUUGACUACAACUCAACUAGUGAUAGCUCAAACCUACAUUCGUUAUUGGAACUUAAAGCUGGGCAAAACUAAUAAUGCUGACAUUCAAAUCUCCAUGCAAGAGUUGCCUCAUCCUGGCCAUUUUGUCGACACUUCCGGUAACGUCAUCUUACUGCGACUUCUCUUUCCGUUCUACUUUAUUUGGCUAGCAGUGUUUACGUCCAAAUGGAUCGUUGACGAUGAUUUAAUGCGAUAUAAGCAUUCAAUGUCGAUUCUUGGCCUCAAUAAAAGUGUCUAUUGGAUGAGUUGGUUGAUCAUCCGUUGCAUGAUGGGACUAAUUCCAACAUUUAUUACUUUGUACAUGAUGACAAGCACCGAACCUCAUAGCACCCUGCUAAAACACGAGAAUUCAAUUGGUGUCUUGUUUUGGCUGAUACUGACCAACGUAAACACCGUCUCUUUCGGUUUCAUCGUUUCCCUUAUAACUAUCUCGGGCUGGUUUCCUAACGUUAUAGCAUUUAUAACUUAUUUGGCCGUGUGCUCUAUUUCAACUCUGAUCACCCUGGUCAAAUCACCUGUAUUAUCUAACAUCUUCGGCACUUUCAUUUAUUAUAUUGGUAUCAGCGUAUGCCAUGAGGCCAUCGUCUUACAGAAGUUCAGCUUACAAGACAACGAUCAUGUUGCCAGCCAUUUUCACUACCCAUUCUCCAUGAAACAAGGCAUGAUCUUGAUGACGUGUAAUACACUCUUUAACUUGCUCUUUACCUGGUAUCUGCAGACAAUAAUAUCCGGUGAAUUAGGUUUACAGAAGGCUCUAUUCCAUCUCUUCAGUGCAAGAUUCUGGUUAAAAGAUAAAACAAUCCAGUUUUAUGAACUAGCUCCUCAACACCAAAAGUAUAUCCAGCCAUUGCUAUCAGAUGAAACUGAAGAAAUUGUUACUAAAAAUGUAGUCAAGACAUUUGGUCACAACGUUGCACUCCAUGGCGUAAGCGUCAACUUUUUAAAAGACAAAACAACUGUGAUACUUGGAGAGUUCAACUCAGGGAAAUCAACAUUGAUCUCUAUUCUGUUAGGUCUGGUCCCAAUGACUAGCGGCAGUGUCUACAUGGAAGGCUGUAACAUAACUGAAAAUCUACCAGAUGUUCGUUAUGAGAAAUUUGGAGUGUGUCCACAGGAAAACAUUAUUCUGGCUAAGCUAACUUGCUUGGAGCAUUUGAUCUUUGUUUACAAGCUGCGCCAUGAAUUUGUCCCAACUGUCAAAGACGAGAUAAAGGAAUUGCUUGCACUAAUACGUCUCAACAAUCAGAGCAGCGUACUAACUACCCGGCUAAGCUCGGGACAGAAACGGAAACUUUGUGUAGCUAGUGCAUUCCUCGGGAAAUUCAAGACGAUUUUUGUGGAUGAGCCAACUUGCGGGCUAGAUGAGAGAACACGGAGAGACCUGUGGAAUUUUUUCAAGAGUUUUCACCAUAAGAGGACGUUGAUCAUGACAACACAUAACGUAACAGAGGCUGAUGUACUUGGAGACAAAAUAGUCCUGAUGAAACAGGGGAUCGUUAACGGCUGUGGCUCCAUGUCUUUUCUCAAAAAGUUAUAUGGUGCGGGAUACAUGUUGAGGUUGCUGAAACACGACCUGUGUGACGAUUACGUUCUUUAUAGGCAUGUUAUGAACACGUUGGAAACAGCAAAAUUAAAAGUUAACACAUUAAACGAAAUGGUCUUUUUCCUGCCUGAUUACGAAUGUAGAAGAUUUUCUGCACUUUUCUCUUCACUAAAGCAGAACAUGGACAAGUUAAAGAUUAUAAAAAUGAAAGUUUCUGCAUUCUCUUUUGUGGAUAUUUUCCAAAGGAUUAACGACGGCAUGAAACCAACAGACUGGGCCGAAUCAGAGAUGAAAAUUUCAAGUGAGUCUUUGGAAGAAUUAGACAAAGACGAUGCUUUUCUCAUUUCUCCGGCUUAUGAGUAUGAAUUGAUCCAGUCAAAUCGAAUUUUCUCGGACACUAUCAUCGAUAAGAACGAUCUUCAACGCUGCAUGGUAGAUUACAAGGCAAACGAAGGUGCUGCCUUAUUUUGUCAACAACUCUACGCCAUGUUUGUCAAAAAGUGGAUUUUCCUUAACCAGAACCUUGAACUUGUAUACCGGAUAAUCACGCUACACAUGGCCUUGACCUCAGUAUGCAUGGCUGUGGUCUACUUUACGAGCUCUGGCAAUAAUGGCACAACUCAAAUAAAUCUUGCUGCCGGACUGGAGGAGAAGGUGACCAUAGCAAUGCGGAUCCCCAACGAACGAACUGUCGCCAUUUUUGAAAGAUUGAAUGAAAGUUUACCUCAAAACUUUGAGAGACUUUAUGUGAAUAUGGAUAUGAGUUUUCCCACGUUUCUAUUGGAUUGGAUUAAAACGAAUGCGUCUGUAGACUCUGUGACCGUUUUGGGUGUUGAUCUGUACGAGCCACCUUUUCACAAUCUAGUUUACACAUCCAGCCCAUCCGUCUACACGCAAGUUUAUGUGAUCCAGUCCAUUUUAAAUGCCCAUAUCAAGGCAUACUUUGGAAGCAACCACACCAUUAUUAGUCGUGCUAGAACAUUUUAUUCUAUUCCUCAAAAAUCGGAAUUGAAUAGUUCUAAAUAUUCAAGUUUGGAACAGAUGCACAUUUACCUGCCAGCCUGGGCAUUGAGUGUAGCUUUGUGGUCUACUGAAGCAUACAUCCUCUACAGUUUAGUUAUAGAAAAAAGUUCAGGUUUUAAACACCUGCAGUUGAUCAGUGGCCUCAGCCCAAGCAGGUACUGGAGUGCACAUUUCCUUUUUGAUUCCAUCGUCUGUCUGUUUGUGGCCCUACUUCAAUGGACGUGCUCCUUAGUUCACCCGGCCAUUCAGGUGUAUACCCCCCUUCUGCUAACCUUGACCUUCUUUGUGUUAGACAUCAUACCUUAUUUGUAUCUCCUCAACUAUUGUUUGGGAGGACCGGAGGAAUCUGUCACUCUUUUAAUAGCCUGGAAUUUUGUUGUUGUUAUGCUUGAUGAAUCUCAAGCCGCAAAGCUACUGCACUUUGAAGAGUUUGUGACUUCCGCACUGGACAUUAUCUCGCCUAAUUUAAUGCUUCACAAAACGUUACUCAAAUUAUUUGACAGGAAAUAUACCCAGCAAGAUAUUGAUUUUCAAGAAUUUGAGUGGUGUGAUCAAACGGCGAGAUUUUUUCUGCUUCAUGCAAUAUGUUCGUGGUUUAUUUUGUUAAUCAUCGAGCUUAACUACGUUCAAAGAAUAUGGUAUGCCUACUGCUGCUGUUGCGCUGAUAUUUACGUUUGUUUUAAUGAUUAUACCCGGAUCCAUCGCGCGAGGUACAAAAAGUACUACGCCAAUAACACUGCUGUUCAGAGGGAGAUGGUACGCGUGUUAACUGAGAAACAGAAAGGGAAUAUAGAGCAAGACAUAGUAGUUUUUUUGAACAUGUGUAAAAAGUAUCGGAUCAAACAUCGUAUUUUGACGGCAGUGGAAAACACGUGUCUAGGCAUUUCACCAGGCGCCAUCUUUGGUUUCCUAGGCAACCAUGGUUCUGGUAAAACGUCCAUACUUAAAAUGAUGACCGGGGAAUUAAUGUUAACCUAUGGUGACAUUUACUACAGCGGACAGAGUAUCAAAUCCCAUUUGUCAACAAUAUCGAAGCAGAUCGGCUACUGCCCUCAAAGUAAGACUCUGAUGAAACAGCUGACUGGGAGACAAACACUGGAGUUGUUUGGGAGGUUACGGGGCGUACCGGAGAACAAGAUUAGUCACAUGAUUGAUUACGUCACACAGAUGAUUUUUUUAUUCCCAUAUGUGGAUUUCCUCGUCAAACAAUACAGUUGUGCUAACAGGAAGAAACUGUCUUUCGCAAUUGCGAUGAUUGGGGUGCCGAAAUUGUUACUUAUGGACGAACCAACUAGAGGAGUUGAACCAUUUGUCCGAUUUGCAAUGUGGAAUUUCUUAAAGCAGUAUCAGAAGUUGGGCUCCACAAUAAUCUUGGCCACAAAAAGUUUCGCAGAAUCUAACUCACUUUGCACAAAGAUGGCGGUCUUGAUCGACGGUAAAGUAGUUUGUCUUGGCAUUCCACAAGAAUUACAGAGAAAAUACGAGAAUUACUACACAAUCAGUUUUCAGUUGAAAGAUUUGGGGGAAGCCAACAAACAGGUCCCUAUCUACAUCAAGAAAGCAUUUAGGAAAGUUAUGAUCUUCGAAACUUCAAAUGUGUACAUCCACUUUCAAAUUCCUGAGAACCUCUUGUCCUUAUCCAAACUAUUUACAGUCAUGGAAAACGCAAAAACAAAAUUAAAUCUUGACUCAUACACUGUUCAUGAAAACUCGCUUGAACUAAUGUAUCAAUUGUUUCUGUGGAAAGAAGAAGACUAAUGACGUUUUAAAAGAAAAACUCUGGACAAAUUAAUUCAA